This is a messenger RNA of Chroicocephalus ridibundus (black-headed gull), 2065 nucleotides long. RefSeq names its product RAB3A, member RAS oncogene family (gene RAB3A). The record is from RefSeq and is a predicted model, not a curated record. The coding region runs from base 102 to 764 and encodes 220 amino acids. The transcript is spliced from 5 exons. Gene Ontology annotation, cellular component: axon; plasma membrane; endosome. Gene Ontology annotation, molecular function: GTPase activity; myosin V binding; GTP binding. Gene Ontology annotation, biological process: regulation of synaptic vesicle fusion to presynaptic active zone membrane; calcium-ion regulated exocytosis; axonogenesis. Lineage: Eukaryota; Metazoa; Chordata; Aves; Charadriiformes; Laridae.
CCCCCGCGGCGACGUCAUCCGGGCUCUGCAGCCGGCGGGGCGGCGCGUGCCGCUGCUGCAGUUGCUGCAGGAGGAGGCGGUGGCGCGAGCGCGGGCUGGAGAUGGCGUCGGCUACCGACUCCCGCUAUGGGCAGAAGGAAUCCUCGGACCAGAACUUCGACUACAUGUUCAAGAUCCUGAUCAUCGGCAACAGCAGCGUGGGGAAAACCUCCUUCCUCUUCCGGUACGCCGACGACUCCUUCACGCCCGCCUUCGUCAGCACCGUCGGCAUCGACUUCAAGGUCAAGACCAUCUACCGGAACGACAAGCGCAUCAAGCUGCAGAUCUGGGACACGGCCGGCCAGGAGCGGUACCGCACCAUCACCACCGCCUACUACCGCGGCGCCAUGGGCUUCAUCCUGAUGUACGACAUCACCAACGAGGAGUCCUUCAACGCCGUGCAGGACUGGUCCACCCAGAUCAAGACCUACUCCUGGGACAACGCCCAGGUCCUGCUGGUGGGGAACAAGUGUGACAUGGAGGACGAGCGCGUCGUCUCCUCCGAGAAGGGCCGCCAGCUCGCCGAGCACCUGGGUUUUGAGUUUUUCGAGGCCAGCGCCAAGGACAACAUCAACGUGAAGCAGACCUUCGAGCGGCUGGUGGACAUCAUCUGCGAGAAGAUGUCGGAGUCGCUGGACACGGCCGACCCGGCCGUCACCGGCGCCAAGCAGGGCCCCCAGCUCACGGACCAGCAGGCCCCCCCCCACCAGGACUGUGCCUGCUAGGGCCAGCCCCCCUCCCCCCCCCUCCCACCUUCAAACCCCCCCAAAAACCGAUCAGUGCACCCCCCCCCACCUCCCCGAGCCCCUCUUCUUGGGGGUCCCGCGGGGGCUUUUGCUGCUGAGACCUCCGAAAGGGCUGCGGCCCCUCUAGGAGCAACCCCCCCUCAUUCAGUUAGGCUGUGCGCCCCCCCCCCCCCCCGCCCUUAAUUUAUUUUUAAGCCUGGGCUGGUAGAAAACUCCCCCUGUUCUGCUUUUAGUCGCUCCACGGGCCUCGCUCUCCGAGAAAUACCAUUUUCUCUUGUCUGCUCGCCCCCGCCGGCUCCCAUCGCCCCCAUCUUCCCCCCCCGCCCCCAACCCUUAAAACGGGGACCUCAAAACCUCGUGUCCCCGCUGGGACCCCCCCCGUCCCCCUCCCCAGCCCGGCGGCGGUCCCGCCUGCCCAAAGAGCUCCCGGGGGCUCUUUGUGCCUGGCUUCCCGCCCCCCCCCCCCGGCCCUUCCGUGGAUGGAUAUUUCCUAAAUCUUGUUUAUUUGUAUAAAUAGAUGCUAAUUUAUGCUCCCGCCGUCUUCCUCCUUGUACAUAAGACAAACUCCUUGUAAAUAGGCGUAGGAAGUGACGCUGUGUGCGUGACCUGCUGUGCUGUGGCCGUGGUGGUGCAUUUAUUAUUAUUAUUAUUAUUAUAUUCCCCCCCCCCCCGCCCCAGUGUGGUAACCUUGCUUGUGAAUAUCACUUUUAAAAAAAAAAAAAAAAAAAAAAAGAAAUCUACUAUUUACAGGUUUAAAAGACUUAAGUCCAUGAGCGAGGCCAGCCGAGCAAGCUGUAGCAAAUUAGCCCCGGUUUGGGGACCUUGGCGGAGCCCCCGUUUUUGGGUUGGAUUAUUUUAUUUUUAUUUUUUUUUUUAUUAUUUUGCGGGGCCGGGGGGGGCGGGGGGGGAGCGUUGCUAAUUUGCUGCGGGGCGCUGGGCUCCUGGCGCGCUCCUGUCGUUACCGUGCUUCUGUGGAGACUGUGAAUCCGUGGCUGUUCCCCUAGCGACGGCAGACCCGCAGGUCUUGCCGUCCUCUAUUUAUUUUUUCUUGGAGCGCUGUGUCUUUAUUUUACAGAUUUCCCCCCCCCCUCCUCCAGACCCCGGUACCACCUUCCUUGCCCCCCCCCCCUUCCCCUUUCCUAUUUUUUGUGAAGUUUACUUAUGGAAGAGUUACACUGUACUGUACAAAUGUCAAAAGUGUCAAAAAGAGUACAAUUUCCUAAAAAUCACUGUAUUAAAAGAAAUGUUGUGAAGAAAUAAAUCAAUGCUGAUCACUGGUC